GUAAGAAGAAAGCGGGAAAACAAGGGUGAAUCAAAGCUAAAACCCUACUUUCUCUCUAACGGGAACCAAAAAUGGCUUCCUUUCCUCCUCCGGGUUCACUCACUCUCUGCGAACUCAAUCGUGACCUGAUCACAGUGAACGCUCUGUCCGACGAUCAAGCCAACCAAACCUACGGAAAAAUCCUGGGAUCGGUCUUCAGUCCCGUUCCCUUUCACUCUCUGGAGAGCGAGGCUUCCGAUCAGGAAGGAGCAACGACGACGGCGAACGCCGCUGGAGAAAACGUUCAGAGGAAAGGUCCGGUGGCACUCUUGCAAGGGCUCGUGAACACCUAUCUCGGACGCCUCUUUUACCCUAACGAUGUGCAUUUGUUGCCGGAGGUUGAUCUCCAAGGAGUAAGCUGGCACCCUAAUAAGCAUAUAAUUGCUUUCAUUUCUGCCCCUACACAAGUUUUGGUUCGUGAUUACCAAGAGUCUGAGGGGAAGGAUCCGAGCAUUUUGGCGAAUGAGUCACAGAGAGACGUUAGGGUGCUGGAGUGGAGGCCCAAUGGUGGGAAAAUGCUUGCUGUGGGUUGCAAAGGUGGAAUUUGCAUCUGGGCUGCUUCUUAUCCUGGAAAUGCUGCAUCUGUUAGAUCUGGUGCUGCUUCCUUUUUAGGAAGUUUGUCUAGAAGCUCCGGAAAUCGGUAUAUCCUGGUUGAUUUUCUUCGUAGUCCAUACGAUGAGCAUGUCAGUGCUCUCACUUGGAGACCGGAUGGAAGAUACUUAGCGUCUGGUUCAUAUGAAAGCUCCUCAUUCACAGUAUGGGAUUUUGCUCAAGGUGUAGGGACACCCAUUCGACGGGGAUUGGGAGGCAUAUCAAUGCUGAAGUGGUCACCUACUGGAGAUUACUUCUUUGCUUCAAAAUUUGAUGGAACAUUUUAUCUUUGGGAGACAAACACUUGGACAUCAGAACAAUGGUCAUCAACAAGUGGUUUUGUAAAGGGAGCAACAUGGGAUCCGGAUGGGCGCAUGAUACUUCUUGCAUUUUCUGAAUCGUCAACUUUGGGAUCUGUUCACUUUGCAUCAAAGCCUCCCUCAUUAGAUGCUCAUCUGUUACCUGUUGAUUUGCCGGAAAUAUUAUCAUUGACAGGAAGUCAGGGAAUUGAAAAGAUAGCAUGGGAUAAUUCGGGGGAGCGAUUGGCUAUUUCUUUUAAAGGUGGAGAUGACGUGUACAGGGGACUGAUCGCCAUAUAUGAUACAAGAAGGACACCUCUUAUAUCUACAUCUUUAAUUGGAUUUAUAAGAGGGCCUGGAGACAGUCCAAAGCCAAUCACGUUUUCAUUUCACGGAAAAUUUAAGCAGGGACCAUUGCUUUCUGUGUGUUGGAGCAGUGGGUUUUGUUGCACUUACCCCCUCUUGUUUCGUCCCCAUACGCUUCCAUGACCAGGAUUUCUGUGAAAUUUUGUUGUUUGUACACCACUUGGAGAAAUUCCAAGUUAAUGUCAUUAAUUCAAUUUUUUGGAUUACUUGAGUUGUUUUACCUUCAAAUUAUAGGGAUGAUGGUAAUUGGAUUCUAACAUAUCUAUAAAAAUUAUCCAUAUUAUACGUCGUAUUUA
Molecule: messenger RNA, 1591 nt
Organism: Vigna radiata var. radiata (mung bean)
Lineage: Eukaryota; Viridiplantae; Streptophyta; Magnoliopsida; Fabales; Fabaceae
Product: aladin
Exons: 14
Coding region: 72-1418 (448 amino acids)
Biological process (GO): nucleocytoplasmic transport
Cellular component (GO): nuclear pore
Molecular function (GO): protein binding
Source: RefSeq, a predicted model, not a curated record